Rhizopus microsporus ATCC 52813 is the source of this 1137-nucleotide messenger RNA. RefSeq names its product NAD-dependent deacetylase sirtuin-2. Lineage: Eukaryota; Fungi; Mucoromycota; Mucoromycetes; Mucorales; Rhizopodaceae. The transcript has 5 exons. Gene Ontology annotation, molecular function: histone deacetylase activity, NAD-dependent; NAD+ binding. The coding region runs from base 100 to 1137 and encodes 345 amino acids. The record is from RefSeq and is a predicted model, not a curated record.
AUGAGCCAAUUACGUAACAGAGCUGGUUAAUUUUUUUUUCUUAGUAUAAAUAAAUAGACAAAGAGUGUGUGUCUGAUUUCAUUUGUUGUUGUUUCAUUAAUGUCAAAGAAAAAAGUUUUAGAAAAGGCUAAUUUAGAAUCCAUUGCAAAAUAUAUAAAAGAAAAAGACGUAAAGAAUGUCAUUGUCAUGACAGGUGCAGGCAUUUCAACUGCUGCGGGUAUUCCUGAUUUCCGUAGUAAGGACACAGGUCUAUACCAUAACCUGAAAAGCUUCAACCUACCUUAUGCUGAGGCAGUAUUUGAUAUUGAAUAUUUUGAAGAAAAUCCACAACCAUUCUAUACACUUGCUAAAGAACUAUACCCUGGUCAAUUCUUACCUACCAAAACCCAUUACUUUAUCAAACUACUUCAGGAGAAAGGCAUCUUAUUACGAAACUUUACGCAAAACAUUGACACCUUGGAAAGAUUGACAGGACUGGACCAAGAUUACAUUGUUGAAGCGCACGGAAGUUUUGCCACGGCAUCAUGUAUCAAGUGCAAAAAUCCAGCCGAGAUUGAUCUGGUGAGAAGGAAAGCAUUGGCGGGCAAAGUGCCUAAAUGUGUGUUCUGUAAGGGAUUAGUCAAGCCAAAUAUCACAUUCUUUGGUGAGAGUUUACCCAAGCGAUUCUUUAAUAGAUUGGUCGAUUUUGAAAAGGCGGAUCUAUUGAUUGUGAUUGGAACAAGUCUUCAAGUACAGCCAUUUGCUUCUCUCAUUGAUGAAGUGCCUGACCAUGUCCCAAGACUAUUGAUCAAUCGAGAGCUUGUAGGUGUUCAUCGAUCCAAGUCAAGUGAUGUGGCCUAUCUGGGUAGUUGUGACGAAGGAGUUCAGAAACUGGCGGAAUUAUUAGGUUGGGAUAAGGAUCUAGAUCGAUUAGUUGCCAAGGGCCACAAGAAGUUACAGUCAAUGUGGAAGGAUGUACAAGUGGUGAUUGAAGAGGAGGCAUCGGAGGUUCAAAUUGUUAUUCAUGAAGAAGAAAGCGAAGAGGAAGUGAAUCAAUUGACAGAGAAGCUAGAAAAAUUGACAGCCGAAGACGACGGUAACAACAACAACAAUAAAGAUGAUCAUAAGGAUAGUAAAGACAAUGGAAAGAAUGAAUAA